Molecule: messenger RNA, 2316 nt
Organism: Pyrus x bretschneideri (Chinese white pear)
Lineage: Eukaryota; Viridiplantae; Streptophyta; Magnoliopsida; Rosales; Rosaceae
Product: AP2-like ethylene-responsive transcription factor AIL5
Exons: 9
Coding region: 183-1901 (572 amino acids)
Biological process (GO): regulation of DNA-templated transcription
Molecular function (GO): DNA binding; DNA-binding transcription factor activity
Source: RefSeq, a predicted model, not a curated record
UUCUACUAAUACUAAAGAAUACUCUAGUUCGACCGCUACUGCUAGUUUUCUGCUAUCACCUCCUCCAUAUCUGUGUUCAUUUUAACUUAACUUUGAUUGACACACUUUCACAUUCACUUGGGUAUUUUGUUAGCUCUCCUUCCAAAGACAAAGAAAACCCACAAACUUCUCAUAUAUCACACAUGUCUAUCUAUCUAUCAUCAAAAUUAAUAUUGAAAAACACAAAAACCAUGGAUUCUUCUCCUCAGAACUGGCUCCUCGGCUUCUCUCUUUCCAACCACUCUCAUCAUCACCAGCCUUCUCACGAUCUCUCCUUCUCCGAGGCCUUCACCUCCAAUUCCCCAACUCACUCAGCAGGUACUGUCGCCGAUCACCAUCGUCAAGGUGCAAGUCCAACUUCAGCAACUGACCUCUCCAUCUUCAGUUCCGGAGUGAACGGCUCAAAGCUUGAGGACUUUCUCGGAGGUUGCACCACCUUCACCACCACCGUCACACGGACCUCACUCCCUCAGUUUUCUACUGCUGAUCAUCAUCAUCAAACAGCUCCGCUCGCUUUGUCUGAAAACCGGAUUUACGAUCCCGAGCUCAAAACCAUAGCUGCUAGCUUCCUCCGAGGUUUCUCCACAAUCGCUACCACCACCACAACCGAUACUCUACAAGCAACCAAACCGAAAAACCACCACCCUCUCACCUCUUCCGAUCCCAUCCCCAAAAAACCCACUGACACCUUCGGACAGCGCACAUCCAUUUACCGAGGCGUCACACGGCAUAGGUGGACAGGAAGAUAUGAAGCGCAUCUGUGGGAUAACAGUUGCAGAAGAGAAGGACAAAGUAGGAAGGGCAGGCAAGUUUAUUUGGGUGGUUAUGAUAAAGAAGAAAAAGCAGCAAGAGCCUACGAUCUGGCAGCUCUGAAGUACUGGGGUCCGACCACCACCACAAACUUUCCAGUUACUAACUAUGAGAAGGAAUUGUGGGAGAUGAAGAACAUGACUAGGCAGGAAUUUGUUGCUUCUCUUCGAAGGAAAAGUAGUGGAUUUUCUAGAGGAGCUUCUAUUUACAGAGGGGUCACAAGGUAUCAUCAACAUGGAAGAUGGCAGGCAAGAAUAGGAAGGGUUGCAGGCAACAAAGAUCUCUACCUUGGCACUUUCACCACUCAAGAAGAAGCAGCUGAGGCCUAUGACAUUGCGGCCAUUAAGUUCCGAGGCCUAAACGCCGUGACCAACUUUGAUAUGAGCCACUACGACGUGAAGAGCAUUGCCAACAGCAACCUUCCCAUAGGUGGAAUGUCCAGAAAAUCCAAAAACUCAUCCGAUUCUGAUAGCAAGAGCAUCGAAGGUAACCGUUCAGCUGAUGAUCGAGAUCUCUCCUUCGCAUCCUCAGUGAUCUUUGCAUCUCAACAACCUAGGUCCUCCACACUAAACUUUGCAAUCCCCCUAAAACAAGACUCAGCAUCAGAUUACUGGUCCAACAUUUUCGGCAACAACCUUUCUCUAAGCAAUGUCAAAAAUCCUAGCACUGUUUUAGAUGCACCAACAUCAUCCUUGUUCCAAUCUUGUGCCAAUGGAUCUUAUGGAAACAACUCGUCACCACUACCAUUCAACAUGGACUUCUCUUCAACUUCUCGUACUUCUGUCUCCGAAACCAACAAUGCGUACUAUGGUAACUUCAAUGUAGAUGGCCAGCAACACCAACAACAAUUGCAACACCAACAACAAGAACAAAGUACCAGUACUGGUACUGGUACUGAUUUAAUCCCAUUUGCUACAACCAUUGCCUUAAAUAGUAACAAUGGUUAUGAAACUUCUUCUGGUUAUGGAACUUGGACUGGGCCAAGUCUUCACACAUUUCACACUCAUGCAAAGACUAACCUCUUUCAGACACCAAUUUUUGGUAUGGAAUAAUUUGGCUGAUAUAUAUCUCAGACAAGAGAAUGCGAGGGAGAAAGACUUCUAUACUUCUAUACACGAGUACGCGACCAUUUUUUUCGGUCACCAUGAAAUUGAACUGAAGGACAAAUGAAAGAGGACAAAUUUUGGGGUUUGCAUGCACAUGGGAGUCAACAACUUUAAUUGAAUAGAGAUUACGUGGACAGACAGUCAUAGAUCAUAAUGCACACAGGCUGACACUGUGCACCAACUGAACUUCUUUUGACAAGAUGGUGCUUUCCUUUUCUUGUUUACCCUUUAUUUCUUUUUGGUUCUUUUAGCUUUUUCUUUUUCUUUCUAGUGACGUGAUUUUAUAUGGGUAUAAUGAAAAAGAAAUCCUUUUGUAAUCUGUUGAUAUUGUCCUCAUUAGUAUAUAUCAAUUAUCCAUGUG